GUGGACUCAUUACAAGCGAUCCGCUUGUUAUGCCGAGUAAUCCCAUUUGUCAUUGUGCUUGCCCAAUCGCCGCGCGUUCCUCGCUUGUUAGGCGUUUAACUUGUAUGACAUUUUUAUUUCAUCAUUAUCAUCCGCCUUUCACAAAUUGGCGCCGGGCUGACGCUCCGCUCCUGUCUGGGACGCGCAAGUUGGCGAGACUCGCUCACCCUCACUCGCUCGCUCGCCCUCACUCACUCGCUCGCUCUCCCACUCUCUCGCUCCCACUCAAGAGCGAGCAAAGCGAGUAACCGAGCCAUGUUCACCGCCCUCUCUCGUCUCGCGAGCCGCGCCACUGCUCCCUAGAACAGCUCCGCCUCGGAGAGAAAGCAAGGAGAGAGAGAGAGAGCGGGGAGAGAGAAGAGGAGAGAGAGAGAGAGAGAGGAAAAAAAACAUCCAGGCGAGAGGGAAAGAUCGCUGAUGCGCCUUGGACACGCUUUUCUAAGCUCCGCGCUGGCAAUUUUUAUUUAGGCGCUAUUCGUCGAAUUAAUUUUUUUUAGUUUUUACUUCGCACACAGAGAGACCGAGGCGUCGCCACGGGACGAAGAAAAAGAUGUCCGAGAAAGCGACCACGCCGCAAAAUCCCGGCCCCAACAAAGUGUCAUCCUUCUUCAUCCAAAAUCUUCUCAAUUCCGAAGACAAGCCCGCGACCAAGCCCGAGCGCCAGCUCAUCUGUUUCGGAUUCGGCAAUGUCCGCUUCGGCGAGGAGAUGUCGGCUCUCGGGCACGGCGCGGGCCUCGUAGUGGCUCCGUUCGAGAUCCCCAUGCCGAGAUUCGCAAUGCCGCCCUUUCGCUUCGUCGAGAAGUCCAUUGCCCCGUGGCACCCCUAUCUCCCGUUCGGACAGACGGAGGAGAGUCCUAGGGGAUGCUCCCCAUCUCUGCCCAACAGCGAUCACGCCUCGCCGUCUCCCUUCAGCGACCGGGGCUCUCCGGCCACCGCGGCCAAUAAAUGCGAGGACGCGGACGGAGGAGACUCGUCGGGGUGCGCCGACGAGCGACUCACACCGCACAAAACUGCCGCAGCCGCCGCAGCCGCCGCAGCCGCCGAAGACGCAGCAGACGCCAAGGAAGAAUCCAUUGGCGACAGCGGCUCCGAGCGACAACUCGAGACGAGCGGCGGCGUCGAUCUUCUGGAGAAGAAGGGCGGACGCAAGAAGAAGACGCGGACCGUGUUCUCUCGGAGCCAAGUGUUCCAGCUGGAGUCGACGUUCGACAUGAAGCGCUACCUGAGCAGCGCGGAGCGCGCGGGGCUCGCCGCGUCGCUCCACCUCACCGAGACGCAGGUGAAGAUCUGGUUCCAGAACCGGCGCAACAAGUGGAAGCGCCAGCUCGCCGCCGAGCUCGAGGCCGCCAACCUUUCGCACACGGCGCAGCGCCUGGUCCGGGUGCCCAUCUUGUACCACGAGAGUUCAGGGGUCAGAGACGCGGCGGCGGCGGCGGGCAGCGCCCACGUGCACGGCGGGGCGAGCCACUUGUCACGGCCUCUCCUGCAGGGCUUUGCCCAUCCGCUCCCGUACAUGCACCAGGCCAUCGGCGGCCCGAUGCCCGUGAUGCGCUCUAUGACUGGCUUAGUGUAACAAGCAAAACAAAAACUAUUUUUAACAAGUUUUUUUUUCGUUUCCAUUGGUAUAUAUGUUGGAUUUGUUUGUUUUUUUAUAUAUGAAAUACUCUGGGUUUUUUUGUACUACGGUGUAAAGUGUGAGAAUUCGAGCGCCCAGCGCGUUGCUUGUAAUGCGCAAGUUGGCGUGUGUGUGUGCGUGCGUGCGUAGGUGUGUCGACUACUGAGCUGUAAACCACAAAAACAUUGACGUUUGUUGUGCUUGUCUUGUAAGUAUCGUUUGCGGUAUAUAUACACACACAUUGCACACGUUUAAUCGACGGCGCUUCUGAGCUAAGAUUGCGUACACGGUACAGCCCGUGUUGUCAAACCACAGCUGAGACGCACCGCCAACUAUAAAACAUGUAAAGUGUUCCAUACACGGUCGGCGUCUUUCGGUGUUCUCUUUACGAUUGUGUACAUAAGCGUAUUUUAUUGCAAAUGUUGGAAAUGGGGGGGGGGGUAAGGAAGCGAAUGUACAGAUUAAAACAGAUCGAAUUUCAAUAUAUAUGCUGUAUAUUGUAGCCUAUACCCGUCAAAGGUUAAUCGCGUCCGUCUAUCGUUUAUUUCUCCCAUGUAAUUGCUGUACUGUAUUUCUCCACCGCUCGCCGACUGAGAGGACGACGUCGCGUGAACGUCGCGUGAAUACGAACGGAUGUCAAAAAGCAAGCCCCCCUUCCCCCCGUCCUGCGCGAAUUGUACACGUGUAUUUUUGAAAGAGAGACGUGCUUAUUUAUUCGCCUCGCGCUUCGUUGUCGCCAACUCGCCACGCACGUGCUUCUUGCCACGACCGUCAAAGCUGGCCGUCCUCAGUCGGCCUCGACUUCGUAUUUAUUCGCCCCCGAUUGUUCUAUCUCGCGUCCGUUUCGUUGGGGAGGUGUGAGCUGCCAGAUAACGUUGCGGAGAAAGGACGAACGAAGCCCCAUUAAACGUGAACUUCUGAUAAUUUUA
Messenger RNA from Petromyzon marinus (sea lamprey), 2583 nucleotides. Its product is annotated as homeobox protein HMX3-like. The record is from RefSeq and is a predicted model, not a curated record. Gene Ontology annotation, cellular component: nucleus. NCBI's taxonomy places the organism in Eukaryota, Metazoa, Chordata, Hyperoartia, Petromyzontiformes, Petromyzontidae. Gene Ontology annotation, biological process: regulation of transcription by RNA polymerase II. Gene Ontology annotation, molecular function: DNA-binding transcription factor activity, RNA polymerase II-specific; RNA polymerase II transcription regulatory region sequence-specific DNA binding.